Melopsittacus undulatus (budgerigar) is the source of this 4343-nucleotide messenger RNA. RefSeq names its product semaphorin 4G (gene SEMA4G). The coding region runs from base 354 to 2921 and encodes 855 amino acids. Gene Ontology annotation, cellular component: plasma membrane. Gene Ontology annotation, molecular function: semaphorin receptor binding; chemorepellent activity. Lineage: Eukaryota; Metazoa; Chordata; Aves; Psittaciformes; Psittaculidae. The record is from RefSeq and is a predicted model, not a curated record. The transcript has 17 exons. Gene Ontology annotation, biological process: semaphorin-plexin signaling pathway; negative chemotaxis; neural crest cell migration.
GCUCCCUGAAGCCGGGCGAGUGAUGCUCCUUCCCUCUCACAGAGCAAAGCAGAAAGGUACGCGAACGCCGUUUGCUUGAGAAUCUGUGUCAGCUUUCCUCGUAAUUAAAAGUCUGGCAGGAGCCAACGCAACAGUCAUUUUGGAGAUGACGCCUCCAGUUUGGAGCUGACAGGGAGCCGGGGUGCUGCAGCAAGGGCUCGGUGCUGGGGACGCAGGGAUGUUCUCCGGCUGAAUGGGGCAGGGGGACCCACAAGGAGCCUGGCGCAGGAGCAGAGGCUUUGGCAGCCAUCCCCAUCCCAGGGAGCUGGGGAGCGUGUCCCAAGGAUUGGCUGUGCCGGCCUGGCAGCCGCAGGAUGGGCAGCUGCCCUCAGCGGGGCAGUGGGAAGAUGAGCAGAAGCAUAGCCCAUCUCCUGGCUGCUCUGUUCAUGGCGGUGACAGCAGUGGUAGGAUACCCAUCACGGCGCUCUGCCACCGACCUGGAUGCCACCCCCAGGACAACAGUCACCUUUGAGGAGCUGUUGGGCGUCCGGCGCUUCAGAGCGCGCACCCUCAACUACAGCACCCUGCUGCUGGAGGAUGACCGCGGCAUCCUCUAUGUGGGGGCCAGGGGAGCCAUCUUCGCCCUCAACUCCAGCGACGUGGCCGACGGCUCCCACCGCACGAUCCAGUGGGAAGCCUCCCCAGAGAAGCAGAUGGACUGCCUGCAGAAGGGCAAAAACAACAAGACCGAGUGCUUCAACCACGUGCGGUUUCUGCAGAGGCUGAACAGCACCCACCUCUAUGCCUGCGGGACCUAUGCCUUCCACCCCCUCUGUGCUGCCAUCGAUGCCAACAGAUUUACAUUGCCAUCACAUUUUGAGGAGGGCAAGGAGAAGUGCCCGUACGACCCUGCUCGUGGCUACACCGGCCUCAUCGUGGAUGGUGGGUUGUACACGGCCACACGCUACGAGUUUCGGAGCCUCCCUGACAUCAGGAGGAACCUGCACCAGCGGCCGCUGAAGACAGAGGAGUCCCCACUGCACUGGCUGAACGAUGCUGAGUUUGUGGCCUCAGUGCUGGUCCGGGAGAGCAAGGACAGCCCUGUAGGUGACGAUGACAAAAUCUACUACUUCUUCACGGAGUGGGCAGGCGAGGAGACCACAUCCUUCUUUGACAAGAGCCAGGUGGCCCGAGUAGCCCGGGUGGCCCGUGUCUGCAAGAGCGACGUGGGAGGAAAGAAGAUCCUGCAGCGCAAGUGGACAUCCUUCAUGAAGGCACGCCUGGUCUGCUACAUCCCCUACUACGAGGUGCUGCGCAGUGUCUGCAGCCUGGAUGGAGGCAGCUGGGCCAGCACCGUUUUCUAUGCCGCCUUCACACUUUCGGCACAGUGGAGGACCAUGGAGGCUUCGGCUGUGUGCCGCUACAGCAUCUCAGCAGUGCAGCGUGCCUUCGAGGGCCCCUACAUGGAGUACCAGGACUCAGCUCGCAAGUGGUCCCGCUAUGAUGGUGCAGUGCCUGAGCCCCGACCUGGCUCCUGCAUUACGGACCGCUCCCGCAGGAAAGGCUACAACUCCUCGCAGGACCUGCCCAACAGUGUCCUGGACUUUGUGAAGCUGCACCCGCUCAUGUUUGAGGAGGUGAAGCCGGCUGGUGGGGAACCGCUGCUGGUGAAGAAGAGCGUGGUGUACAGCCAGCUGGCUGUGGACAGGGUGUGGGCCCUUGACGGCCACUCCUACGACGUGCUCUUCAUGGGGACGGGGGACGGAUGGAUCCACAAGGCUGUGGUGGUGGGCUCCGGCAUCCACAUUGUGGAGGAGAUGCAGGUGUUUAAGGACCCGCAGCCUGUGGAGAGCCUGGUGAUCUCCCAUGCCCAGAGGAGCCUGUAUGUGGGGGGAGCCACCGGGAUCCUGCAGGUGCCCCUGGCCUCCUGCAGUAGGUACACCUCCUGCUACGACUGCAUCCUCACCCGGGACCCCUACUGCGCCUGGGAUGGCAGGUCCUGCCGUGCCACUGCCACCACAGACAGGGCAGGGCUGGUGCAGGACAUUCAGAGUGGCAACGAGGGAUGCCGGAGCAGCUCCGCGCGGGUGCUUGUCCCCACAGGCUCUCUGCCGUGGAAGAACCGGACAGUGCUGCAGGGGGAUGAUGUGCUGCUGCCCUGCGACCAGCGCUCCAACCUGGCACGAGCCGUCUGGCUGCUGAACGGCAGCGAGGCGCUGGACGCGGGGCAGGACCGGCUGCGCAUCGGGGUGGACGGGCUGCUGGUGACAGACACACUGCCCCAGCACAGCGGCGAGUACCGCUGCUACGGCGAGGAGCGCGGUCUCCGGACGCUGCUGGCUGCCUACAGCCUCACUGUGCUGCCCGAGCUGCCCCGCAGCCCCACGGCCGCCUCACAGCCUCAUGCUAUCAGCCAGGUAGCCAGCGACAUGAAGGUGGCUUAUGUCUCUGCCAUCGUCGCUCUGGUGGUGCUGUGCGCCGUGCUCAGCACCGUCCUCCUCUAUGUGUCUUGCCUGGAGAAGCGCAAAGGCAAGUAUGUGCUGGGGGAUCCGCGGCCAGCCAGUGUGGAGCUGCAGACCGUCUCAGCCAACUGCCUGCGCAAGGGCCACCGGGAAGAGGAGGAAGAGCUCGCCUACCCCGAUGGCUGCCUGCGGAUCAUCCCUGGCGAGGCACCCACGGCUGCCACAUCCCCGGUGAAGGAGCUGCCGGCUGCCGUGCCCCCGCUGCCACCGCCGCUGCCGGCCGAGCUCACCAACGGCGUGGGGACUCUGCCCAACGUGCUCCGCAAGAUGAAUGGGAACAGCUACAUGCUGCUGCAGCAGCAGGAGGAGCCGCUGGUCUCACCGCUCUACAGCGCAUCCUUCACCGAGGAGCUCAGCAAGAUCCUGGAGAAGCGGAAACACACGCAGCUGGUGGAGAAGCUGGACGAGAGCUCCGUGUAGGGGCUGGGGGGGGGUCCUGCCAGCGGGACCCUCCUCCCCUCCAGCCCCUUGUCCCGCCCCCUGUCAACAGUGUUACAAGACUCAAGCAAAACUACCUCCUGGAUGGCACAGCCGGGUCAGGCCUGGGCUCAUCCGUUCCUUUGGCUUUUCUCCGACUUUUGAGACUCGCUGUACAGAAAAAAGAAUCUAUUUAAAUUUGGAGCUCUAUUUAUGUAUAAAAGCCCACUGACGGUGGCCACAAGCUGGAGGCAGGAGCUGGCACCUGGCUGAAGGUGGACCCUGGGGGGAGGGAGAGUUUUGUCUGUCCGUCUGUCCAGGUGUGAGACAGAGAUGCUGUUGUGGACUUGGCCUGCCCUGCUGGGUGUCCCUCGACUGCUGAGAGGUGGGUGAGGAGCAAGGAGCGGGGCUGGGGGCUCCUCAGCUUUCUGCUCACAGGAGAGGGGCUGUGGACACAAGUCACACUGUUGGGGGUGGCCCUGGUGGCUGCCAGCCCCUGCCCGCUCUCCCACAUCUGCCCCCAGGGAUGGCUCCAGGAAGAGGACAGUUCAGUGAGUGUUGGAGCUGAUGUCCAGAAUGUCCUGGAGCAGCUGGUGGAGCGGUGUGUGCCUGCUGUGAGAGGAUACAGGGCACUGCAGAAGAGCAGGAUGCAGCAGCAGCAGGACACACUGGCAGCAGGACUGGCAACCAUGGCUGCGCCCUGAGGUCUGGCAGGGGACUUAUUGCAGCACCGAUAUUCCCCACAGCAUCUGCAGUGCCCCUGCGGCCCCAUGUUUCUGCCCUCCUGCAUGGUGCUGCUGGAGAACUGGGGUUCAGGCACAGCCCUGUCCACCACGGGACAACAUAUGUGGGAAGAGAAACAUCCUCACAGAGCAAGGAGUCCUGGACAAGGCAUCUCCCACUGGGGCCUCCUGCCCUUCAUGGCACUUUCAAGGGGCAGCCACUAUCCCUAAAUCCCCCCAACUACCUCUCUCCUGCCACCUCCUGGGGGAACCUGAGGAACUGGAGUGGCAAAAGCAUGUCCCAUUGUUGGGACAGGUCUGUGACAUUGGAGAAGCUGGGAAGGGAGAGACUUGUUGAGGUGCAUGACCUCUCUUCUGUGUUCCUUGCUGGCAGUGCCAGGAUCAGGACAUCACAUGGAGCUCAGCCCAGCAGGAGGCAGGAACAGGGUGGCAGUCCUUGGCGUCCCCAGCAGGCUGGAGCCCAGGCCCCCCUGCCCCAGCAGGGUGAGGUGCAGUGGGAAAAGGCAAGAGCCAAAUGCCCGCAUUCCCCCGUCCUGCCCCAACCCUUGGUUUUGCUGCAAGGUGGGACCAAGCCACCCCCAAGCACCCACCCUCUGCAAGGAGGGGCAUCACCCUCCAUGUCUGGCACCCCUCAUGCACAGCCCCAUGUGGCCCCUGGCAAUAAACACGGCUCUGUCUGGAA